AAGUCCAGUUUACGAGGAGGGUCCAAGAAUCAUUUCCACGGCGCAGCAAGCCCAUUGUGACGUAAACUGGUCCCACUAGCAUGGUCCAUAGUGUCUUCGUCGGUCCCACACGGACUUUGUUGAGUAGAAAAAAAGCAGCCCGGCCUUGCCUCUGUCCGUGGAGAUUAUAAAAUCUCGGAUAAGCUUUCCAUCGGUAUGAUGCACGAGUUGGAAGCUCACAUAUAGGCCCACUCGAGAAAGUGGAAGGAGAAGGAAAGUUUGGUGGAGACGAGCGGACGACUAUAAGCACAGCGGCAUUGCUAACGGCCUGUUUGGUGUGCAAUCUUAACGCGUAAGAUCUGAGAUAUGCUUCAAAAGUAGCAUCUGCUGUCAAUCUUUCGCGACGUGCUGGUUGCCGAGGGAAAGGGAUGAGGACAAACGGCAUGAAGCUGAUUCGACUCUAUCCAAGCAGCUCAAAUUUUCUUACCCCGUGUACAGAUUUGUCAUCCGAGUAAUGGACAAUAGCAGGGAUCGUGCUCUAUAUUCCUCGGACAGGGUCGAUCCCUUUUUCUGUUGGUGGCCAAAAUCCCUUCACCUAAAAUCUGUGAGUCUUACCAACUAUCUUCACUCAUAGCUCUCGAGGUCUCCUUGGUAGGUGCUGAGCUUGACCAAACUCAUCCCAGGACAACGCUCUUGCCAAAUCUUUCUGGCAGCUGAGCCAACUUUUAGCAGCUUGGAAGUUUUGAUCCACGAGACAAGGUAGCCCAUGAUGUUCAGACCUGUGAGCCCCUCCGGAAUAUGUACCGGAGGUCUAUCGAGAAAAUUGAUGCAAAUCUAACGAAGAAGGAACGACCAAUCAGUUUCUUGACCAUUGCGCCUGAAGGCCUUGUGUAUGAAGGUGACUGUACGACGCGCAUUUUGCUCUUUGCAGUAUUUUGUUCGUUUUCUACUUACCCUUCUCUGGCCCAAGGCAAGAGAUCCCGAUCCUGUCCAACACUGCAUAUUGCAAGCACCAAGUUUGCGAUGGCAUCCCUCCUAGAGCCACGGAUUCGAUCAAUCUAUAAAGAAUUUCAACAGUUUAACCUACCACGUGAUCCGUUCGAACUUUCGAUUCAUGCAAUGAGUCUGAUUCUGGAAACGUCGAGACUUCACGUCCAGCUCAUUUUCUUCGUCUCAUGCUGUCAUCAUUUUUCGUUCAAAAGCUGUACUGUCAGCCCUUUCGACCAGAGGCAGAGAAUGCCUUUCUGUUUCCUUUACUUUUGUAAAUAUGACAGUCAGAAUACCAUAAGGCAAUGAAGAACGAGACUGUCACGACGGAUUUGUCUUCGUGUAGUCCUCGUCUCAUCGAUGACAGCAGGCAGUGCUGAGGAAGAGUGGUGUAACUGCAACAUCGGACACAAAUAUAGACGAGAUUGACGACGUAAACUAAGGGGUCCAGCAUACAUUUUCAACCACCGUUCUCCUUGAAAGUGCUUGACAGCCGACUAGGUGAUUUUGAUUUUCAGCUCGUGGCGUGAGGGUGGGCAUGACACAGACUCGGAACUAAUGCCAUGCAAAUUGGACGAUUUUCUCUGAGUGACAAGUCGGAGAGACUUCGGCUCAGGAGAAGUUUCAUCAUCCUUCGUCUUCCUCGCAUGUACAGCAGGCAGGCAGUGCAACAUUUCAAUGUUGUACAUACGCGUGUUGCUCAGGCUAUGGUGAGUUGUGCACAGGAGCUCAUGUAAGAAUAGGUUCCGAGAGAGCAGCCAUCUUUCACGUGCGAAGACUACAGUCGUGACGUUCAGGUGCCGCCAUGAUAGCGUUGGGGUAACAUCAAGGUGUUCGUAGAGUUACAGCAGAGGGUCGUUAGUACAUCGCUUCGAAGAGCGGCUGGGACUUGAGACUUCCUUCCUAUUUCUGGUCAAAGAGUUGUUGAAUUUGGACUUGCAUUUGCACGAUGUGCGAAAAAUGCAAAAAUUUAAAAUCACCGACUCUUGGGCCAGACAUUGGAAUAUAGUUUUACUCACUUCGAUGCACUCGAACCCGAGCCGCCAACAUGCAUGCGUGUGCUAUUCGGGAAGAAUGUUAUGGCCGCGUACAGUGGCGCAAUGACACAACAUGCAGGCGCUUCUUCUUCACAAUGAACUGACAAGCAACUGUGAGUCCAGGAAUGCUUCACUCAGCUUGCGGGAGGGAGGAAGACAAAAGCGUCGAGUGUAUCAAUGAACAAGAGAGAAAAAAUGUGGACUCUGCGACUCCAGUAAUGCGAGAGCGUGGACUGCUUAUGCCUAUCUACAACAGAAUGUAACUGCUUCGUUACAGCUCCUGCACACCAUUCCGCAUCGAGAGGAUUUCUGCUGAUCUAGCAGACCUGGAAACAUCUUAUCCUUUCAGUGUACAGUGAGUGGUUUCAAACCACUCCACACUGGCUCAGGACAGAUACAGAAAUCCUCGAGUCAUUAUGUCAAACGCGGAUGCAAAUGCUCGUGACAGCCGACGAUAGGGGCGAUAGAUUGACAGCGGCUAUAUAGACACAAGUAACGCCAAGGCAUUGUAGAACUCGUGCUGAACCGCAAGCAUCACAUGUAUAAAUGCUCGGCUGUUUCACAGAAUGCUGCCUUGGCGAAAACCUGCACAUUCUUUAAGAUAGCAGGCAAGACUAGGCACAGGGCUCUGCGAGCAAUGAUGCAAUACUUGUACAUGUUGUCCGAAAAUAAAUGACACAGCAGCUCGCACUAAUCACGAUUGUUAACCAUCUGCUUGGUCUGAAGCAAGCAGACACGUGAUAGUUAGGUGCUCCGGCGCCAUGCGCCCCCUUGCUCGGGUGAAAGGGAACGGAAGGGCAGGGGCCGACAGAGCUGCACAGCAAUGAAUUUUACAAUCCGCUAUUUUAAGAAUCUACGAUCCUCUGGCCCAGAUUCAUACAAACGCUAUCUAGCUCCGACGUCCACCACCAGAGCUACAAAAGUUCCCAGGACGAGCUCGCUCUCCCGCCCCUCGAGUUCAUUCCGUCCAAGGACGGCCUCUAUUCGACAGAUAGAGUGUACUUUGGAC
Molecule: messenger RNA, 3012 nt
Organism: Marchantia polymorpha subsp. ruderalis
Lineage: Eukaryota; Viridiplantae; Streptophyta; Marchantiopsida; Marchantiales; Marchantiaceae
Source: the annotation of a GenBank genome assembly